UAAAUAUCAAACCUCGCGGCACGGAUGCGUGAUUAUAAACUAUAGUUCUCUCCCUCGAUUUUGUUCAGUUCACAUAGCAUUUGUGGUAAUUUGGUACCUUGGAAUAAACUAUGCCUAUCUUAAUUAUCAAUACUAAUUUACCUCGGGCGAAAAUCCCACAAGAUUUCUUGUCCAAAGCUACUGAAAUGAUGUCGAAGCAGAUUGGCAAACCAUCAAAGUAUUUUACCAUUUGUGUCCAUCCUGACCUAAUAAUGAGCCAUGGAGGGUCGGAUGACCCAUGUGCUUCAGUUUAUGUUGCUUCUAUUGGAAAACUAGGGCCAGAUGUCAACAAGGACCAUUCAGCAAAUAUUGGAAGCUUUAUCCAUGAAACUUUAAAGAUUCCAAUGGACAGGUUUUACAUACAAUUCAAUGACUUACUUCCUUCUAAUGUUGGUUAUAACGGUACAACGUUUUAAAAUGUUAGCUGAAGCUUCACACCAAGUCUCAAUUUAUACAGAAGAAAACAUUAAAGACAUGGAAAAAUAAACAAAGAAAAUAGUAAAAUAAAAAAUAUGAA
Octopus sinensis (East Asian common octopus) is the source of this 556-nucleotide messenger RNA. RefSeq names its product macrophage migration inhibitory factor-like. Gene Ontology annotation, molecular function: phenylpyruvate tautomerase activity. Lineage: Eukaryota; Metazoa; Mollusca; Cephalopoda; Octopoda; Octopodidae. The coding region runs from base 111 to 455 and encodes 114 amino acids. The record is from RefSeq and is a predicted model, not a curated record. The transcript has 3 exons.